AUGUCUUCCACUAUUGCUGCGUCGCAGAAUAAAUUGAAUGACCUGCUGGAAGCGAUCAGGCAAGAGUUUGCGUCGGUCUCUCAGGAGGCAAACUCGUACCGUUUGCAGAACCAGAAAGAUUAUGACUACAAGAUAAACCAACACCUCGCAGAGAUGCAGCAGAUUAGAAACACAGUUUACGAAUUGGAGUUGUCACACAGAAAGAUGAAGGACACUUACCAGGAGGAGAUAAAUAGAUUGAAAGUGGAGCUUUCUCAAAGAGACCACCAGAUCGCCUCGAUGUCCCAGCAACAGCAGCAAGUGCAGCAGCAGAUACAGCAGCAGGUGCAGUCCGGACAGCCGCAGGUCUUGGCCAUAGGAGCAGCCCCGCAACAGGAACAACCGUCCGCUGCAGCUGCUGCCGCUUCCGUGGGGCAGACACCCCCAAUAAUCCCCCAGGGCAACGGCCCAACGUUGAACCCGCUGAUUAGUGCCCUGGGUAACCAGUUGAAGGGUCCAGUGGCUACUCCGCCUGCCCAGGAGGACGAGAAGAAAAUUGCCUCUUUACCUCCCACCGUACAGACGAAGAGUCCAAAGGUGCCCUCCGCACAGACGGCCGCCACAAAGAAGGCACACCCAGAAGCUGAACCCCAAUCUCAAGCUCAAUCUGCCGCGGCAACCGAAGAUAACCAGGCUCCCGCUGCCACAUCUGCAGCCACUAAGCAAGAUAAUGUGGCUACACAGGAUGCGACUGCGAACGCCCAAUUUUCCGGGAACGAAAACGAUUUGGUGCAUUACGAUCAACGUGCGUCCCAAAUGAAACCCAUCCCACCAUUUCUGUUAGACUUGGACUACAAACAGGUUCCCGAGAACUUGAGGAAGAAGACCGAGGAGUACGAUGUUUUGUACAACCCUGCCUUGCCCCGCACACUAGAGGUCGAGUUGCAUAAAUCCUUGGAACACACAUCGGUUGUCUGCUGCGUCAAAUUCUCCAACGACGGACAGUAUUUGGCAACAGGGUGUAACAAAACAACUCAGGUGUUCCGUGUGUCCGACGGAGAAUUAGUAGCUAGACUCUCGGACGACAAUGCACCAUCCAUCCAGAAUGGUGGUAACGGUUCUGACAGCGGAUCGACAGACUUGUACAUCCGUUCCGUGUGUUUCUCACCAGACGGGAAGUUUUUGGCCACAGGUGCGGAGGACAGACUGAUCAGGAUUUGGGAUUUAGCCCAACAGAAGAUCGUCAUGGUCUUACAAGGCCACGAUCAGGACGUCUACUCCUUGGACUACUUCCCCUCAGGUGACAAGCUUGUGUCGGGCUCCGGGGACAGAACCGUUAGAAUCUGGGAUUUGAAAACGGGUCAGUGCUCUCUGACAUUGUCUAUCGAGGACGGUGUCACCACAGUUGCUGUUUCACCAGGAGAUGGGAAGUACAUUGCCGCCGGUUCUCUAGAUCGUGCCGUUCGCGUCUGGGACUCGGAGACCGGGUUCCUGGUGGAGAGACUGGAUUCUGAAAACGAACUCGGCACAGGCCACAGGGAUUCCGUGUACAGUGUUGUGUUCACCAGAGACGGCAACAAAGUGGUCUCCAGUUCUUUGGACAGAUCCGUCAAGCUGUGGAACUUGCGUGGGUACAAUGAAAAGGAGAACGCCGCCGACAAUAACAAAUCGCAAAGUUCUGUGGUCUGUGAAGUCACGUAUAUCGGACACAAAGAUUUCGUUCUGUCGGUGACCACCACUGCAAACGACGAAUUUGUGCUAUCGGGCUCGAAAGACCGUGGCGUCCUGUUCUGGGAUACAAACACGGGGAACCCAUUGCUAAUGCUACAGGGUCAUAGAAACUCCGUGAUCUCUGUUGCGGUCGCCAAUGGUCACCCACUGGGCCCCGAGUACCAGGUGUUUGCAACUGGUAGUGGUGACUGUAGGGCAAGAAUCUGGAAGUUUUCGAAAUUGGACUCCGCCUCUAAAGUCAAGGAAAUUCAAGGUUGA
Molecule: messenger RNA, 1968 nt
Organism: Huiozyma naganishii CBS 8797
Lineage: Eukaryota; Fungi; Ascomycota; Saccharomycetes; Saccharomycetales; Saccharomycetaceae
Gene: TUP1
Product: chromatin-silencing transcriptional regulator TUP1
Exons: 1
Coding region: 1-1968 (655 amino acids)
Biological process (GO): mRNA splicing, via spliceosome
Cellular component (GO): precatalytic spliceosome
Molecular function (GO): protein binding
Source: RefSeq, a predicted model, not a curated record